GUCUGUCUAGAGCGUGCAGUCACUCUCGGGCAUCUCAUCUGAUCUGACACCAUGAGGUUUUGGAAUGGACUCGUCUGUGCGGGCCUCGCGUCUGCGACGGCGCUGUCUAACAGGGACGCGGGCAAUCCCGACGACUGCCCUGGCUACAAGGCCUCCGACGUGAGGCACACGGGCAAUGGCCUCAAGGCCGAUCUGACGCUUGCCGGCAAGUCGUGCAACGUUUACGGUACCGACUUGAGGCACCUCACUCUCGAGGUGUCGUACGAGACAGACAACCGGCUCCACGUCAAGAUCCAGGACAAGGACAAUCAAGUCUACCAGGUCCCCGAAGCCGUCUUCAAGCGUCCCGGAGGCAAGAGCUCUGCCGCUUCCAACAAGCUCAAGUUUGACUACACAGAGUCGCCCUUCUCGUUCAAGGUCAGUCGCGCCGACUCCAAAGAAGUUCUCUUCGAUACUUCGGCGGCGUCUCUCGUCUUUGAGUCGCAGUACCUUCGUCUCCGGACCAAGCUGCCCAAGGACCCCUACCUGUAUGGCCUGGGCGAGCAUUCGGAUCCCCUGCGGCUCAAGACCAAAGACUACAUUCGCACAAUGUGGAACCAAGACAGCUACGGCGUGCCUACCGACUCCAACCUAUACGGCACCCACCCCUUCUAUCUCGAGCAGCGCAAGAGCGGCUCACACGGUGUCUUCUUGCUCAACUCGAACGGAAUGGAUAUCCUAAUCGACCAGACCACGGACGACAAGCAGUACCUUGAGUACAACACCCUGGGCGGUGUCCUUGACUUUUGGUUCGUUGCCGGACCCAGCCCUAUCGACGUGGUCAAGCAGUACGGCGAGAUUGCCGGCACCCCGGCGCUGCAGCCGUACUGGGGUCUGGGCUUCCACCAGUGCCGAUACGGCUACCAGGAUGCCUACAACGUCGCCGAGGUUGUGCAGAACUACAGCCUAGCCAAGAUUCCCCUCGAAACCAUGUGGACCGAUAUCGACUACAUGGACCGGCGCCGCGUUUUCUCUUUGGAUCCUGAUCGCUUCCCACUCAAGAAGAUGCGCGAGCUCGUCUCUCACCUGCACAAGAAUGACCAGCACUACAUCGUCAUGGUCGACCCGGCAGUGGCGUACCAGGACUACCCCCCGCUUCACGAGGGAGUCAAGGACAACAUAUUCCUUCGCCGCGACAAUGGAUCCCUCUGGCUGGGCGUCGUCUGGCCCGGCGUGACGGUGUUCCCUGACUGGUUCUCCAAGAACAUUCAAAAGUACUGGGACGGCCAGUUCCAAAGCUUCUUCAACAAAGACACUGGAGUCGACAUUGACGCCCUAUGGAUCGACAUGAAUGAGCCGAGCAAUUUUCCUUGCAACUUCCCGUGCGACAACCCAUAUGAGGCCGCCGUGGGCUUCCCUCCCAAACCGCCUCCGGUCCGUCAGCCGCCUCGGCCCCUGCCCGGAUGGCCCUGCGACUUCCAGCCUCCGGGCACUUGCAAGCGUUCCGAGGUCGAGGAGCGAGACGUGUCCACCACUCUCGAAGUUCGCGCCCCCCAGCCCGCGGUUCACGAUAGCCUUCCCCAGGCAGAGCGCCGCGCCACGGGUGACCAAAGGGGCCUUCCUGGACGUGACCUCCUGUACCCCAAGUACGCAAUCCACAACAAGGCCGCCUACCGCGAUGACUGGAACGCCGACAAGGGUGGCAUCUCCAACCACACCGUCAACACCAACCUGAUCCAUCAGAACGGCCUGGCCAUGUACGACACGCACAACAUGUACGGAUCCAUGAUGUCUGUCGCCUCGCGUGACGCCAUGCUCUCCCGCCGCCCUGGCCUCCGGCCCCUCAUCAUCACCCGGAGCACCUUCUCCGGCGCGGGCUCCAAGGUCGGCCACUGGCUGGGAGACAACUUGUCCACAUGGGACAUGUAUCGCAACUCGAUCCGAUCCAUGCUGGCCUUUACCGGGCUCUUCCAAUUCUCCAUGGUGGGCUCGGACGCGUGCGGCUUCGGCGGCGACACUACUGAGGAGCUCUGCGCGCGAUGGGCGGCGCUCGCGGCCUUCUCUACCUUUUACCGCAACCACAACGCCGAGGGCCAAAUCAGCCAGGAGUUUUACGUUUGGGACUCGGUGGCGAGCAGCGCCCGCAAGGCCAUCGACAUCCGCUACCGCCUCCUCGACUACAUCUACACGGCCAUGUACCGCGCCAACGAUGACGGCCGUCCCACGGUGCAGCCCAUCUUCUACAAGUACCCGGAGGACAAGGGCACCUGGGCGCUGGAGCUGCAGUACUUUUACGGCGACAGCGUGCUCGUCGCCCCCGUCACGGCCCAGGGCGCCACCAGCGUCAACGUCUACCUCCCCGACGACAUCUUCUACGACUGGUACUCGCACAAGCCCAUCCUCGGCGAGGCGGCGACGCACAAGUUCAUCGAGCAGGACACGACGACGAUCCCGCUCCUGAUUCGCUCCGGCGCCAUCAUCCCCGCGCGCGCCAACUCGACGUACACGACGACGGAACUGCGCAAGCAGGACUUUGAGCUGCUCGUCGCCCUCGACCACCGCGGCGAGGCAAAGGGCGAGCUGUACCUCGACGACGGCGUGUCCAUUGACCAGAAGGGCCGGUACUCGCUCGUCAGCUUCUCCUACGACAAGGGCACGGUCACGUUUGGCGGCAAAUUUGGCUAUGACGGCCCUGCCACCGUCUCUCGCAUCACCGUCUUGGGAGGCGGGUGCAAGCCGCGCCCCGGCAAGCGCGAGCACACCACGGGCGGGGACAAGAAGUACAGCAAGACGUAUAAGGUCCACGUCAAGCUUAACAGGCCGGGCAGGGUCAAGCUUGAUGGCAUGUGAGGCACUACAUGUAGCAGGCGCAGUAUGCUCGUCAGCGGGAUCAUACACGAUGGCAACCUAGUUGGUACUGGUAGUGGUGGUGGUGAUGGUGGUGGUGAGCGCCAGUAAUGCAAAUGUGGCAAUGAAUGAAGAUGAUGCGGG
Molecule: messenger RNA, 2970 nt
Organism: Purpureocillium takamizusanense
Lineage: Eukaryota; Fungi; Ascomycota; Sordariomycetes; Hypocreales; Ophiocordycipitaceae
Product: Alpha-glucosidase
Exons: 2
Coding region: 52-2829 (925 amino acids)
Biological process (GO): carbohydrate metabolic process
Molecular function (GO): carbohydrate binding; hydrolase activity, hydrolyzing O-glycosyl compounds
Source: RefSeq, a predicted model, not a curated record